Messenger RNA from Camellia sinensis, 1259 nucleotides. The record is from RefSeq and is a predicted model, not a curated record. NCBI's taxonomy places the organism in Eukaryota, Viridiplantae, Streptophyta, Magnoliopsida, Ericales, Theaceae.
CCACCCACCGACGGCGUCUCCCCUCCCUCCUUUUUGUCGACUCUUCUCCCUCCUAAUUUAAUUUCCCUCUCUCUUUCUUAUUUUAUUUUUCCCUUUAAUUAACACAUACAUACAUACGCGCCACAACAACCACCUCCCCGUCAACAUCAAGAACAACCCCCUCCCUCCCAUUCUCUCAACCUCCUCUCAACUCUCUCGCUUCACUUUCUCCAUUCGUUCGUUCAUUCAUUAUUCCAUGAGCUUUCAGAUGCGGAGCUUGAUGCCUUCCUCCAUGAGCAGCGGCGCCACAACCACCAAACAACAAGGAGGACUACCAGUUUCACAAACUCACUCCAAGCAGCAGCAGCAAGAGCAAGGCCUCCGCCGCAGACUCUCCUCCCUCUCUCUCAAAAUCCAGCCCUCCCCUGAAGCCGCCGAUGCUACUUACUCAUGGGUCCUCCGCCGAUCCAAAUCUGUCUCCUCAAUGGGAGAGUACGCCGGAAGUUCCAUCAGGAAAUGGUGGGAUUGGGGAUGCGGUUGGAUCCUCUCCAGAAAGCCCACCUUCGCCAGAGAUCUGGAGAUGAACGAACAAGAGACUACUGUUCUGGGCUGCCACAGCAAGGGUAGCUGGAGACACGUCUUCUACAAGCUCAGAAAGCUUCUAGUCCGCCCUCAUCAUAACCUCCCUCAAACCUUCAGGUACGACUCCGUUACUUAUUCUCAGAACUUCGACGAUGGAAUCGGAAAGAUCAACACCAGAUCCCAUCUUAAUCAUUGAUUCAUUUGGGCAUCCAUAUCCAUCAAUCAAUGUCGUUCUGGAAAAUUAACAUCAUCAUGUCUUCGUGGAAAAAUAAAGCUGUAGAUCGUCUCAAGAUCAAGCUCACGUUUUUGUAUCUGCCAUAUCGUUCGUUCCUUCCUUCCUUCCUUCCUGCUUUCUUUCUUUUAUUUUUUAUUUUUUAAAUUUUUUAUGUUGAUGAUGAAUGGUGUUAAUUGGGGGACUUUUUCAUUAAGGGGGUGUUGUUACUUGUUAAUUGUAUGUAAAUUAGAUGUAAGAAUUUCUAAUACGUAAAUGUGGGUUUGUUUAGAUGUGAGUGGGUCUAAGGAUGUCGUCUGGGCUCCCAAAAAACAAAAAAAAAACAAUUGAGUGCAAUAUUUUUUUAAAUACCAGUAUGUAAUUUCAUGAUUAAUUUCUUCAUUUAUUUGAGUUUAGUCUCUCUGCAGUUUCUCUAUUAUGUACUAUGAGACUUUGAUUCAAUUGAAUGUUUAUUAUUGUCCCUCUA